AUGUCCAUCGACAACAAGCCGCCGACCCAGAACCCGGGGCCGAACCCUCACCACCGCGACGAGAGCGAGGACUCGACCGGUUCCACCCCGGAGAGGGAGCAGGCUCCUCCCAUGACCGCCGGCAGCGGCAGCAACAUCAUCAACGUCUCGCAGGACGGCCAGCAGCCCAAGCGGAAGGGUGGCCGCAAGCCAAUAUAUGCAACCUCCGAGGAGCGCAAACAACGCAACAGACAAGCCCAAGCCGCCUUCCGCGAACGACGGACCGAAUAUAUCAAGCAGCUCGAGGAGACUAUCCGCGUCCAUGAGUCCAACUUGCACAACCUGCAGGCGGCGCACCGCACCGCCGCCGAAGAAUGCUUGAUGCUCCGAUACAAGAACUCGCUCCUCGAGCGCAUCCUCCUUGAGAAGGGCAUCGAUGUUCAAGCCGAGCUUCAGGCCAAAACCGGCAGCCCCAACCUGGCACCCACUCAUAUGCCACAGAACCUGGUGCAGCCACCUCCCCUUCAACGUACCAUGAUGCACCGGCACCACGCGCGCAAGUCUACUUCCAGCAUUGCUCCCAAGACCGAACCAGGCACUGGUCUGCCUCCGCCCUUGCAGACUCACAAGACUGCGCCGUCACCAAAGAACCGACCAGCUCCCUCUUCUCACUCCAACUCCCCCAGCAUGGCCAGCUCCGCCUUUUCUCCCGCAGCCUCCGACACCAUGUCCAUGAGAGGGUCUAUUUCUGGGAUGCCUCGUCAGCAGAUGACUCCCAUUUCCGUCGCCACUCCGUCGUCGAGACAGCCAAUGAUGCAACCGGGGUCGCGGGGAGCUAUGAACUCUGGCGCAUCAUUCUAUCCGACGCCGUCAUUCCAGAACCACAUUGAGCAACUUGGUAAGAUGGAUAGGCCUCGCUGGAGGCGUGUUGAUGCGCAAGAAUACGAAGCCGAUAUGGUCGAAGACUCCGAGAUUGAGACGCCCAGUGGCCCGGGCCCAUACCCAGGCGGCUUCAACGGGGAACAGCAACCAAUGCUCCUUUCGCCGGCCUCCACCGGACCCGGACACCAGGUGACUACGGGUUCUCAGUAUCCCUCGAUGACGCAGUUGUUGGACCAGCAACCCGACUGGGAUCCGUUUGGGCUCAGUGCCAGCAUGGCUUUCCCCAACCAGCCGUUUCAGUUUGACCAGACUCACAUGAGGUGA
Messenger RNA from Trichoderma citrinoviride, 1185 nucleotides. RefSeq names its product basic-leucine zipper transcription factor. The record is from RefSeq and is a predicted model, not a curated record. Bases 1 to 1185 code for a protein of 394 amino acids. Gene Ontology annotation, molecular function: DNA-binding transcription activator activity, RNA polymerase II-specific; transcription cis-regulatory region binding. Gene Ontology annotation, cellular component: RNA polymerase II transcription regulator complex. The transcript is spliced from 4 exons. NCBI's taxonomy places the organism in Eukaryota, Fungi, Ascomycota, Sordariomycetes, Hypocreales, Hypocreaceae.